Messenger RNA from Micromonas pusilla CCMP1545, 1629 nucleotides. RefSeq lists its product as uncharacterized. The record is from RefSeq and is a predicted model, not a curated record. Gene Ontology annotation, molecular function: protein binding. NCBI's taxonomy places the organism in Eukaryota, Viridiplantae, Chlorophyta, Mamiellophyceae, Mamiellales, Mamiellaceae. The transcript is spliced from 4 exons. Bases 1 to 1629 code for a protein of 542 amino acids.
AUGACCCCAGCGAACGCGCAAAGCACCGGGUGGGUGCGAGACGGGAGCGGACGGAUGAUGCGCGCGGAGGACGCGACCGCGGAGAACAUGGAGCCGUCGCAGCUCCUGCGCUUGCCGUGUCACGUCCUGCGCGAGGUGUUCGGUUUCCUGGACGCGAAAGACGUCGCGCGCGCGGCGACGACGUGCAGCACCCUGCGGGAAGUAAACCGCUCGGAGUCGCUGUGGAGACGUAUGCUCGCGAGCAAACUCGGGACGCAGGCGGAAAUCGUCCUGCCGAGGGCGCUCCCGGACGAGCGGUACAACGCCGGGGAAAGCAAGGAUGAACCCGCGUGGAAAGACAUGUUUAGGUUCUGGAUGAACCCGAAACCGAACUCGUUGGAGUGGGCGGAGAAGGCGCGGGGCGAAGACCUCGAAAGCUCGCGCGGGAAGUUCGCAGCGCGGUACCUGCACCGCUGCACCGCCAUCGGGGAUGGAAACAAGAUCCUCCUGUUCGGCGGUCAAGGCAGCGGCGCGGACUUCUUCAACGACCUCCACCUCCUCGACCUGAAGAAGACGCCGCUCAGCCUCGAGGAGGUGCACGCGUCCGGGGACCCGCCGUUUCCGCGAUGCAGCGGCACGCUCACCGCCGUGGGCGUCGACGGCUUACCCGGCGUGGAAGUCGUCGCCCUUUUCGGCGGUUCACAAGGAUUCUUCGAGGGCUUCUCGAACUCACUGUGUAUCCUUCAAGGCGACGACGGCGUCUCGAUUGAGAACGCCGCGGAGUCGCACCGGGGGUUAACGUGGAAGGAGCCGAAGGUCGUCGCGGAAAACGCGCUCGACGGCGUCCCGGACGCGCGGUGGGGGCACAGCGCGGUGUCUUGGAACGGGAAUCUCGUCUUGUUCGGCGGCUCGAACACGCAGCACUGCUUCAACGACACGUGGAUCUUAAACGUCAGCGCGGACGAGGAAGACCCGAAGCGGUUGCUCGCGACGUGGAGGCUGUUAAAGCUCGCGUCGGACGUUCGACCGCCGUCGCGAGCGGGGCAGACGGUGUCCAUCGUGAACGACUCUCUGUACGUGUUCGGCGGGUGCCACAUCUCGGACGUGUUCAACGAUCUUUGGACCCUAGAUCUGAACUCGCCGAAUCCGACGUGGAGGGAGUUUCACGUCAAAGGCACGCCGCCGGCGCCGAGGGUGGGGCACGCCGCGGUCGUCCUCGGCGACCGCGUCGUGUUCAGCGGCGGGAGGGGGUCGCCGACGGCGGGCGCGUUUGGAACGUACGCCACCGCGGAUCAAGGUCUCGCGACGAUGCAAGGACUGACGUUCUUCGAGGGCGGGUUCGCGAUGCUGGACAUCUCGAGGGAGUGCUGGAUGCCGAUCCAGCAUCCGAUUCGCGACGGGAAACGCGGUGUCGCGUUCAGAGGAGGCGGGGGGGACGGUCCGACGCCGAUGGACGUGGACGGCGAGGAAAACGAUUUCCACAUGCCGGGGCUCGGGAUGGACGAUCUCGAAGAAGGCGCGGACCAGGGGGUGUGGGAGCACCGGACCGGGCACGUGAUGGUGCCCGCGAAGGACGGGUUGCUCGUCAUCGGCGGGUUAGCGUACAGCGGGGAUUUUCAGAACGACGUGCAGCACAUCAAGGUGUUUUAG